Molecule: messenger RNA, 1830 nt
Organism: Kuraishia capsulata CBS 1993
Lineage: Eukaryota; Fungi; Ascomycota; Pichiomycetes; Pichiales; Pichiaceae
Exons: 1
Coding region: 1-1830 (609 amino acids)
Biological process (GO): rRNA processing
Cellular component (GO): nucleus
Molecular function (GO): RNA binding
Source: RefSeq, a predicted model, not a curated record
AUGGCACCAAAAGAUAAAAAAGGAGCUAAAAAGGCUGUGACAACCGACUCUCGGUUUGCAUCUUUGCACAAUGAUCCCAAGUUUGCGCCUACAAGGAGAAACGAUCUCAAGGUGAAGGUUGACAGCAGAUUCUCCAAAGAAGAGUUGGGAUUGCAGAACUCCAAGGCCAAGAUUGAUAGAUAUGGCCGCAAAUUGAAAGACCAGAAGUCUACAAAGGAUUUUGACAAGUUUUAUGAACAGGAGGAUGAUUUGGAGGCAAAGGUUGCUAGUCCAAGCUCUAGCUCUGAUUCUGACUCUAACUCUGAUUCGCACUCUACCGAUGAUGAAGAUGGCACCAAGUUCGUUGACCGUGCCAGAGGAGAAGGAGGGUCUGAUGAGGACGACUCCAGCUCGUCUUCAGAAGAGGAGGAGUCUGAAGAAGAAGACUACGCCGAAGAUUCUGAGCUUGAGAUAGAAGAGGAAGAGGUAGCAGAAGGCGAUCCAACCUCUACCAUUGCUGUCACCAACAUGGAUUGGGACCAUCUGAGAGCCGUUGAUUUACUAGCAACUUUCUCCAGUUUUGUUCCUCCCAAGGGAUUCAUUGAUAGUGUGACAAUCUACCCCUCGGAGUUUGGGAAGGAGAGAAUGCAGAGAGAAGAGAUCGAAGGCCCACCCAGAGAUGUGUUCGCUUCCAAAAAAAGCAAAAAGGAAGAGUCAGAUGAUGACUCAGAUGAUGACGAUAUCGACCUCGAAAAGGCAGCGAAGCAACUUUACGAGGAAGGCGAUGCCCAAGACUACGACUCGAAGAGUCUGAGAAGAUACCAGCUCCAGAGGUUGCGUUACUAUUAUGCAAUUGUUGUAUGUGACUCCGUUGCCACGGCUAAGGCGAUCUAUGAUAGUUGUGACGGUACAGAGUACGAGUCCACCGCCAACCACUUUGACCUUCGUUAUGUUCCCGAGGGAAUGGAGUUUGAAGAGGACGAUGUCAAGGACAGGUGUAGAAAGAUCCCAGCAAACUACAAACCACAGGACUUCAUCACCGAUGCCUUGCAGCAUUCAAAGGUGAAGCUGACGUGGGACGAAACUCCUGCUGAAAGGAUGACACUUUCCAAGAAGGCAUUUUCUCAGAAAGAGAUCGAGGAUAUGGACUUCAAGGCGUAUCUUGCUUCCGACAGUGAAGAGAGUGAUGCUGAGGAUCUCAAGCAAAAGUACAAGUCUCUUGCUGGAGUCGCCGGGUCUGGCAAACAGUCCAAGCCUUUGGAAGAAGAGGAAGGAGAUGAUCUCGAUAUGGAGAUCACAUUCACGCCUGGUUUGGCCGAGGCCACCGCUGAAGAGAAGGAAGAGUCUACGAUUGAUAAAAUCAAGAACAAGGAAAAAGAGAGAAGAAAGCAGAGAAAGCAAAAGCUCAAGGAGCUGAAGAAGCAGCAGGAAGAGACCAAGCGUACCAGCAAAAAGGAGAGAAGGUCCAAGAAGACGGAAGAAGGCGAUGACAAGGUAAGUCGUGAAGAGCUUGAGUUGUUGAUGCUCGACGAGAACGAAGAAGAGGCAAAGAAAGGAAGAAGCCAUUUCAACAUGAAGGAGAUCAUCAAGAGUGAAAAGGAAAAGAGCAGGAAGCAUAAGGGCAAGGGCAAGGGCAAGAGAGCUAGCAACGAUUCUGGUGAUGAGGCUAGUAAUGACUUGGAUAUUGUCGAUAGUCGUUUUAGUGAAGUGUUUGAGGAUCACAGAUUUGCCAUUGACCCCACCAGUUCCGAAUACAAGAACACGCCUGUCAUGAAGAAGAUCUUGCAAGAGCGUUCUAAGAGGUCUAUGAAGAGGUCAAAGGAAGACUCUCAUAAGAAAAGAAGGGUUUAA